This is a messenger RNA of Orbicella faveolata, 1562 nucleotides long. RefSeq names its product meiosis regulator and mRNA stability factor 1-like. NCBI's taxonomy places the organism in Eukaryota, Metazoa, Cnidaria, Anthozoa, Scleractinia, Merulinidae. Gene Ontology annotation, molecular function: CCR4-NOT complex binding; RNA binding; RNA nuclease activity. Gene Ontology annotation, cellular component: peroxisome; cytoplasm. The record is from RefSeq and is a predicted model, not a curated record. Gene Ontology annotation, biological process: regulation of gene expression.
UUUGUGUCCUUUCUUACGAGAUAUGGUAGACUGCUCUGCUGUAAAUGCUUUGUGAGAGUAUUAUGUAAAGAAUAUCAUGUGAUAGAAUGAGUUAAACAGAAUGUGUUGGUUUAGUUAACUAAGUUGAUUGUUUUGAUCAUAUUCAUGGCAAGAUGCCUAAGUUACUGGAACAGUAUGACUGAUAUAGUUUACAAAAAAAAAAAAAUUAGUUCAUACAAUAUUGUUCAAUAUCAUUGUUUUCGAUCUGGAGAAAUAAAAGAAAGUGGGGCAGAUUUAGAGAUAACUAUUGCUAGUUAAGGAUGUCAGGGGUGACUACAUAGGCCCCUAUAUACAUGUAAACGCCUGUGUAAACCCACUGCAUCGUGCAUUGCUUAUGAUUGGCAAGCCCAAAGUCACGUGACUUGGCUCUAAUACGCUAAGCCUUCUGGGAAACUAUGUGACAUCUCCCGGGCACAUCUUGGCCGGCGAGGGAAGAUGGGUAAAGAUGGCUGACUUUCCUGUGUGGGUCGGUGGACUGUCCUUAGAUGUGAAAGAAAAUGUACUGCAUAGCUUAUUUCACAAAUUUGGGCCUAUAAAAAAUAUAGUGAUACUUAAAGAUGAAUGUGGAAGGUCGAAACAGUGUGGUUUCGUGAAUUUCUUGUCGGAAGAAGUCGCCGAGCUUGCAGCGAAGAAAUUAGAUGGAUGUCAGGUUUUGGGACAGACGAUUAAAACCAAGGGACCAUUGGAACUUUUAUCUACAGGAAGAAGUACAACCUUUGUGCCUUCAACGACUGGAAAUUUAGAGAAGAAGGAUUACAGACCCUUAACGGACUGCCCGUAUUUUGUCGAGAAUCGUGAAUGUUUCCCGAAACCUGGCGAGUGCUCUUUUCGUCACUGCCUGGCGGCCCGCGAAACUGAUGUUGUGUGCGAAAAAUGGAUACAGAAAAAAUGUACAGAUAUUUCUUGCUGUAGGAGGCAUCCUAAACUCAUCAAACAACAAUCAGGUACGAAGAAAAAACGAAACGAUGUAGUCGUUAUAACCUGCAGGGGCAGAAAUUUUUUUCACAACGAGUGUAAUUACUAUGAUGCCUUUGUAUGAGUCGAGUUUGUUAUGUAACACAAUACUUGUCACACAAUCGCACCAUAGGUCACGUCUUUCCUUAUAAACUUGGUUUAUUACGUUAUACACAAAAGAAAAACAAAACAGAUCUUGGACAGCCAACUUAUUUUUGCUUUUUCUUUUCUUUACAUAAAUGAUUGAAUUAAAAAUCUUGCCCUUUGUAUCAAGAAAACCCAGGUUGUAACUAUCGGAUACUAGUAAAUCUCUUCUCCAAAAAUAUGAAUGAAUGAAUGAGUGAAUUUUUAUUUCCCAUAAUUUUACCAUAGCUUUCAACAUUCUACACCAAACUACAUGUAAGUCAUUGCUUGCCCAUGUAUGACAAGCACUGCCUUAACCAGAUGUUAGUGUACAGCAUGCCAAGGACCAUGAAAUAAAGCAGUAGCCAUGUUCUUUUGAAACCCAUGGUGCAUAAUCUACAUUAAAGGAGCUCAGUCAUGAUGUUUUGAGUUAUUAUGGCCAUGUA